CUUAAACUCCUCUCCGGCAGCUAACAGGAGCUGUAAUCAAAACUAGCAGAACCUCUCACUAAUAUUUUCUCACAGUUGCUUCAGAGCACAUUUCAAGCUUUACUAGGCUCAUCCUGCUGUUGGUUUUUGGUAUCCACUGUAAGAACUUUUUCUUCUGCACACUUGGCAUUGUGCUCUGGUGCGUGUCUAUGUGUGUUUGGAUUUCUUUUUAGAUUCUUUUGGACCUGUUACAGUUUCCACGGCACAAGCAACACUGGAGCUUUCUGUGUGAUUGAUUACUUUAAAUUGUAAGUGAGAGUUUCAAUUGUUUGGGAGUAGCUGGAAUGGCUACUUUCCCAGGAACAGUUCCUCGAAUGAUGCGGCCAGCACCAGGCCAGAAUUACCCACGAACCGGAUUCCCAUUAGAAGUCUCGACGCCUCUGGGUCAAGGUCGAGUGAACCAGCUCGGUGGAGUUUUCAUCAACGGAAGGCCUCUGCCAAAUCAUAUUCGACACAAAAUAGUGGAAAUGGCCCAUCACGGCAUUCGACCGUGUGUGAUCUCCAGACAGCUGCGGGUCUCACACGGCUGCGUGUCCAAAAUCCUCUGUCGGUAUCAGGAGACCGGUUCCAUUCGUCCGGGGGCGAUCGGUGGAAGUAAACCGAGGCAAGUAGCAACACCCGAUGUUGAAAAGAGAAUCGAGGAAUACAAACGCGAGAAUCCAGGGAUGUUCAGCUGGGAAAUCCGGGAUAAGUUGCUGAAGGACGGGGUGUGUGACAGAGGCACUGCUCCUUCAGGUGAGGCCUCUUCCGUUAGCUCCAUUAGUCGGGUUUUGAGAACUCGUUUUGGCAAGAAAGAUGACGAUGACGAGUGUGAUAAAAAAGAUGAAGACGGAGAAAAGAAAACCAAGCACAGCAUCGAUGGGAUUCUCGGGGAUAAAGGUAACCGUACGGACGAUGGUUCGGAUGUGGAGUCAGAGCCCGACCUGCCCCUGAAAAGGAAACAGAGACGCAGCCGCACCACCUUCACGGCGGAGCAGCUGGAGGAGCUCGAGAAGGCCUUCGAGAGGACACACUACCCCGACAUCUACACUAGAGAGGAGCUCGCACAGAGGACCAAACUGACCGAGGCUCGUGUACAGGUCUGGUUCAGCAACCGAAGAGCAAGGUGGCGCAAACAAGCGGGAGCAAAUCAGUUGGCAGCAUUCAACCACUUGUUGCCUGGAGGCUUUCCACCAACCGGCAUGCCAACCUUACCCACCUAUCAGCUUCCAGAGUCACCGUAUCCCACCACCACUCUCUCGCAAGAUGGUAGCAGUACUUUGCACCGGCCGCAGCCUCUGCCGCCCUCCUCCAUGCACCAGGGCGGGCUCUCGGCUGACAGUAGCUCUGCCUACGGCCUCUCAUCCAACCGCCACACCUUCUCCAGCUAUUCAGAAACUUUUAUGAGCCCGUCAGCUUCAAGCAACCACAUGAAUCCGGUGAGCAACGGCCUUUCACCACAGGUGAUGAGUAUUUUGAGUAACCCCAGUGCCGUCUCGUCCCAGACUCAGCAUGAUUUCUCCAUCUCUCCUCUCCACGGCAGUCUGGAUGUGUCUAACCCCAUCUCAGCGAGCUGCAGCCAGCGUUCAGACCCCAUUAAAGGUGUGGACAGUCUGGCCUCCUCUCAGUCCUACUGUCCCCCCACAUACAGCGCCACCAGCUACAGCAUGGACCCCGUCACUGCUGGAUACCAGUACAGCCAGUACGGCCAGACUGCUGUGGACUAUCUGGCCAAGAACGUGAGUCUGUCGACUCAGAGAAGGAUGAAGCUGGGCGAUCAUUCGGCGGUGCUGGGACUUCUGCAGGUGGAGACGGGACAGGCUUACUGAGUUUGACUACUACAAACACCCCUUCACACGCUCUGAGAUGCACAACCAGCUGGAGCUCUUUGCUGCAUCUUCUCUGAUUUUCAAGAAACUCUUGCCAUUCCAUCUGACGUGACCUUCUCAUGAUUUUGAGCUCUCACGUGGACAAGAGGACCAUGAAAUAGAUACAGGCACAUCGUCGGAUGCCCCGUACUGCAAAAAUGCAUUCCGAGCCAUUUCCAAAAUGUCCUUUCACCCCACUGUGCAUAAUCUUGUAUGAAUCUCAGUGUAAUUAUAACGGAUUGUUUUCUAUCGAUAUUGUUAUUACCAUUGCCCUUACAGUUGUUGUAAUUCUGAUUAUCGUAACUAUUGUUUCGUUUCGUUGUUUCAAGAUCCACACGUAGCAUUUUUUAUAAAUUCAAACCCGAGGUUUUUUACGUGAAACGCUAGCAGUGAGCUAAAAAGGUGGAUUGAGUGUGUGUGUUGAAAGUGGGACUGCUGGUUUUUCACUUUCAAGCCGUAACGUUCCUGAGCGAUUUGACCUUCUCUACCUUCAUAUUUCACUUGAUAUUACAUGCAAACUCGGCCAAUCUGUGGAAAGUCUGGCUUUCUGCUGGGAAUUAGUGUUUUUAGAGGACCAGUGAUUUCUCCUUCACUCAGAUGCCUGUUUUUCCUCAGCGAUCUUCUGGGGGAUAGAAAACGGCAUUGUUUUCGAUAGAGGAUUUAGAAAGUAAUUUUCUAGAGAGAAGCAACACUUCGCCCUCAAACUAGAAGACAAAAAAAUUAAAGUUUCAAACAUUCAUUUUAUAUGUUAUUGAGUUAGGAAAUGCAAACAUUUUUACCAUUCCAUAUAGAUAAUACAGUUUACUUGUAUGAACUAAGUAAAAUGUUAAAAAGUGCACGUGAAUUUUAGACCAAGUACAAAAGUGUUUAAAAGUUUGGGGUCAGUAUGAUUUUUUUUUAUAUUUCUGAAAACGUAUUUUUAAUCAAAACUGCAAUAAAAAGCAGUUAAUAUUAUUAUAAUUAAAAAACUUUUUUUUUUAAAGGUUUAAUUUAUUCCCAUGAUGCAAAGCUGAAUUUUCAGCAUCAUUCCUCCAGUCUUCAGUGUCACAUGAUCCUUCAGAAAUCAUUCUGAUAUGCUCAAGAAAUAUUUUCGAUUAUCAUCCAUGUUUAAAAUGCUUGUCGUGCUGCUUAAUACUUUUGAGGAAACCAUGAAACAAUUUUUUCAGGAUUCUUUGAUGAAAAGAAAGUUCAAAAGAACAGCAUUUAUUUAAUAUUAUAAAUGUCUUUACUUCAUGUCAAUUUAUUGCAUUUUUGCUAAAUAAAAAAUCUGACUGACCCUAUACUUUUUACAUUUUGACAACAUUCCAUACGUUUAUGCCUAUGACCAGAUUACAGAGGUGACCAGUCAAAUAAUCCAUCUCUGCCUCUUUCUUACUUUCUCUCUGGUUUUCAUUUUCUUUCAUUUUCAAAAACACAUGCCAGGGCUCAUGUAUUUAACAUCUUGUGCAUUCACAAGUUUGUACAAAAAAAUAAAAUAAAUACCUUGUGAAAUUGCAACAUUUGUGUAGCACUCCCAGGUCACAUUUUGACACAUAGAUGGAACUGUACAGUAGAUGAAGCAGAUUGUUUAUUGUUUGUUUAUUAAGAAUAUGUUUUAUACUAAAACAGCAGAGGUGUUGUGUGGUAGAUUAAGCAGGGGAUAUGUAUAAGUCUUAUAUUGUAAUUUUGUGUUUAUAUUUACUGCUUUUGUUUCUUGCUUUCACUAGUUAUUAUGUAUCAUUUUUCUUAGGAUUCAAUGUGAGAAGCUCUCGGUGAAAGACAGCCACGCUUAAAACUGAAUGAAAGGUGAAUCAUACUGCUUAUGAAUCCUAGCUUUAGAUUUGCUCUGCUUAAGAAAGAUUACAUUCGUGGAUCCGUAAUAAAGAUCAAAGUGACUGAUGGCUCAUUUAACGGACUGUGGGAAACACAGCAGUGUUUGGUGCUAUAACGGACUGCUUCGGACUCAAUAGAUUCCUCAACGAAUCUUCGAGUGAACGUUUCACUGGAUGCAUUUAAGGCAAAACGGACUGUAAAACAAAACACUUGACCCAAACCCGGUCCUCUUCCCUUUCAACUGUCGAUAUCUUCAUCGAAUGAGCAAUGAAAACACUUCUAGUAGCCUAUAGAUCAUCCAUGGCUAACACCUUUGUUAAUCAACAUUUGGAUAUUAAAAAUAUUCCCCUCCGGGACGUCAAACUGGGCACCUGCUUUCGUUAGCAUUUGUGUUUAUGCUUUCCUCCCAUUUCCUUUCAGCAUGUGUGUAUGUUACCAUGGUAUAAUUUAUUCUGUUGUAUGAAGUAGUAGCUUUAGUGGGAACCUUGUAUUUGGUAUUUACUACCUUCAGCCUGUUGGUGUCUUUACUGUAACACUGGCGUAAAUGUUAUCAAUUAAAGAUCUAAAACUGA
Carassius gibelio (silver crucian carp) is the source of this 4270-nucleotide messenger RNA. RefSeq names its product paired box protein Pax-7. Bases 324 to 1847 code for a protein of 507 amino acids. The record is from RefSeq and is a predicted model, not a curated record. The transcript is spliced from 9 exons. Gene Ontology annotation, molecular function: RNA polymerase II cis-regulatory region sequence-specific DNA binding; DNA-binding transcription factor activity, RNA polymerase II-specific. NCBI's taxonomy places the organism in Eukaryota, Metazoa, Chordata, Actinopteri, Cypriniformes, Cyprinidae. Gene Ontology annotation, biological process: regulation of transcription by RNA polymerase II; anatomical structure development.